Messenger RNA from Chelonia mydas (Green sea turtle), 2422 nucleotides. RefSeq lists its product as uncharacterized. Lineage: Eukaryota; Metazoa; Chordata; Testudines; Cheloniidae. Bases 176 to 2329 code for a protein of 717 amino acids. The transcript has 9 exons. The record is from RefSeq and is a predicted model, not a curated record.
AGCUUCUCUCCCAGCACAAAGCCCCUACAAGCCUCUACACAUACAAAUAAUACAAAUACCUUCUCCUCCAGCAGAACUCCCACUGCAUGUAUGAGCUGCUCAUCUGAAACUUGCUAGGGCUGUAGUUUAUUCUGAAUAAAAUAUUCAUGUGCUCUUCUAUGUUGACAGUGCAAGGAUGGAGUUUCUCUGGCAUCUACUAAUGGUGAUCGGGAUCCUGGCAGGGACUGGAGUGUCUCAGGAAUGCACCGCACAACCAGGGGCUUGGAACUUGGCGCUGCGGUGCCCGGCCACUCAGUCCUCCACAUACCAGAAUUACGGACCUGAAAAAGCUGGGGCUGAAAAGGCCGUGGAUGGAAACCACAAUGGGAUUUGGGACAAUGGCUCCUGCACCCACACCGACUGCGAGACAGAGCCGUGGUGGAGGGUGGACUUGGGCAGUCCUCGGUCUGUCUCCGCGGUGAUGGUGAAGAACAGGGAGGACUGCUGUGGGGAGAGAAUCAAGGGGGCCCAGAUCCACGUGGGAGACUCCAAGGCUGGCCAUGGCAAGGACGACCCCAUGUGCGGGACCAUCACCGACACCAGACUGGGAUCCGUCAGCACCAUCGCCUGCAACGGGCUGAAGGGCCGCUACGUCACCAUCAUCAUCCCAGGCAGGAGGGGGAUUCUCACUCUGUGUGAGGUUGAGGUCAUAGCUCAGGGCUGUCCCCAAUCACCAGUGGCUCAGAACUUGGCGCUGGGACGCCUGGCCACUCAGUCCUCCACUCUCAAGGAAUACGGGCCUGUAAAAGCCGGGGCCGGGAACGCCGUGGAUGGAAAAUGCGAUGGGAUUUUGGACCAUGACUCCUGCACCCACACCGAGCAGGAAACAGAGCCGUGGUGGAACGUGGAUUUGGACUCUCGGCAUUCUGUCUCCACGGUGAUCGUGAAGAACAGGGAGGACUGCUGUGGGGAGAGAAUCAAGGGGGCCCAGAUCCACGUGGGAGACUCCAAGGCUGGCCAUGGCAAGGACGACCCCAUCUGCGGGACCAUCACCGACACCACACCAGGAUCCAUCAGCACCAUCUCCUGUAAUGGGAUGGAGGGCCGUUACGUCACCAUCACCAUCCCGGACAGGGUGGAGUCUCUCACCCUGUGUGAGGUCGAGGUCUACGGCACCCCCGUGGCUUGGAACUUGGCGCUGCGGUGCCCGGCCACUCAGUCCUCCACAUACCAGAAUUACGGACCUGAAAAAGCUGGGGCUGAAAAGGCCGUGGAUGGAAACCACAAUGGGAUUUGGGACAAUGGCUCCUGCACCCACACCGACUGCGAGACAGAGCCGUGGUGGAGGGUGGACUUGGGCAGUCCUCGGUCUGUCUCCGCGGUGAUGGUGAAGAACAGGGAGGACUGCUGUGGGGAGAGAAUCAAGGGGGCCCAGAUCCACGUGGGAGACUCCAAGGCUGGCCAUGGCAAGGACGACCCCAUGUGCGGGACCAUCACCGACACCAGACUGGGAUCCGUCAGCACCAUCGCCUGCAACGGGCUGAAGGGCCGCUACGUCACCAUCAUCAUCCCAGGCAGGAGGGGGAUUCUCACUCUGUGUGAGGUUGAGGUCAUAGCUCAGGGCUGUCCCCAAUCACCAGUGGGUAAGGAGCUGGCACAAUGUGAAUGGAAACUUAUUCCCUUUUAUGUUCUACCCCAUUCCCUUCUGCCCCAACCUCUGCCUAGUGAGACAGCAGAAACCCUGGGACACUCUUCCCUUCCCACCGCUGACCUGGGCAGGGGCUCCAGCUGGCAGGGGCAGAUGGGGGAGGUUCCAUCUGAACAUCUUGCCCCAUCUCUGCCUUGGGGGGACCAGCUCCAGCUGGGUAUGGGACGUGGGGGGGCUGAGAGGCUCACUCAGAACUUGGCGCUGGGACGCCUGGCCACUCAGUCCUCCACUCUCAAGGAAUACGGGCCUGUAAAAGCCGGGGCCGGGAACGCCGUGGAUGGAAAAUGCGAUGGGAUUUUGGACCAUGACUCCUGCACCCACACCGAGCAGGAAACAGAGCCGUGGUGGAACGUGGAUUUGGACUCUCGGCAUUCUGUCUCCACGGUGAUCGUGAAGAACAGGGAGGACUGCUGUGGGGAGAGAAUCAAGGGGGCCCAGAUCCACGUGGGAGACUCCAAGGCUGGCCAUGGCAAGGACGACCCCAUCUGCGGGACCAUCACCGACACCACACCAGGAUCCAUCAGCACCAUCUCCUGUAAUGGGAUGGAGGGCCGUUACGUCACCAUCACCAUCCCGGACAGGGUGGAGCCUCUCACCCUGUGUGAGGUCGAGGUCUACGGCACCCCCGUGGGUGACUGCUAGGAAGCAGGAGUGACACAGUCCAUGGUGAGGGGAAGCACCUCUCCCUGGGCUGGGGGCAGGAGAAGAGGGAGGUUGGUGCAGAAAUGAGCCGCU